AUGAUGUCCUCAGCGGGGGUUAACAUUGUCCCUGUCUUCCACAGAAACUCAGAUGCGAUCGAUAUUGGAGACGGGAAGUUUCGUAAUAUCUUCAAGGGGUGCCUCCGGGCACUAAACCACCAAGCAAUGUACUUCGAAGGUCUUAACCUUGUCUACGGAUACGCGGAAUACGAGAAGGGGGUCGAGAUUUUAGACAGCAUCUCCUCCACAUAUCCUCUCGCAACAAUUGCCUCGGCUAUUUUUCACGUGUGCUUGGGAGAGUGCGAGAAGGCAAGUACGGCGUUCCAGGUCUUCAACAGAGUAACCGGCCUUGGAUUGACUGAUGCAAGGGCGCAAACUUUUGGUGGCCAGUUCAAGAGUGAUCUGUGGUGGUUUGCCCCUGAUGGGUAUAACGACAUUCCGGAAUAUUUCCAAUUCCCGAACGACGAUUUCGUACAAUUCCCUUAUUGUAUUUUUGAUAACCUGUAUUAUCACAAAUGCAACAAUUGCUACAUGUUUCAUCUCGCAAAACGUGUGUACGAGAUCGUUUGGUUCAAGGAAAAACAAACUUAA
Microthlaspi erraticum is the source of this 552-nucleotide messenger RNA. The record is from the annotation of a GenBank genome assembly. Lineage: Eukaryota; Viridiplantae; Streptophyta; Magnoliopsida; Brassicales; Brassicaceae.